Messenger RNA from Adineta ricciae, 1914 nucleotides. NCBI's taxonomy places the organism in Eukaryota, Metazoa, Rotifera, Eurotatoria, Adinetida, Adinetidae. The record is from the annotation of a GenBank genome assembly.
AUGGAUGAUAAACAAUCAGCAAUAAUUGAUAAAGAUUCGAAUAUACAAAAACCAGCAUUACCACCGAGAAGAAGACGUGUAGAUGAUUAUUGCCUUUUGUGGGUGGAUAUUGGGAUCGAUGAAUCAAAUAAAGAUCAUCAAUCUGUAUUAGAACAACUGCAUAGCUUCAUCAAUAACAUUGAAAUUUGCACCAAUGAACAGAAAUGCAUGGAAUUUAUCAAUGAAAAUGAUGACAGGAAAAUUUUUCUCAUUAUUUCUGAAUGUUUAGCGCAACAUUUAUUAUCUGAAAUUCACGGGAAAUCACAGCUUAUGGGGAUUUAUCUUCUUUCGCAUAAUCGAUCCAAUGAUGAAGAAUUGAUGAAGAAAUGGAACAAAAUUCAAGGAUUAUACACAUCAACAACAUCUAUUUGCAACAUGUUACAACCUGUUGUUAAACAAUAUGAUCACAACUCAGUUAAUAUGAGUUAUAUUCCCGAAAAUGAAAAUCUGAACCAAUUGGAAGCGAACUUUAUGUAUACUCAACUUUUCAAGGAAAUUUUACUUGAGAUCGAAUAUGAUGAAUAUUCUAUCAAGCGUUUGGCAACUUAUUGGCGAGAAUUAUUCGCUGACAGCAAGGUGAAAUUGAACCUUAUCGAUGAAUUUGAUCGUCUUUAUUGUUCUGAAAAAGCGAUUGAAUGGUAUACACGGGAUUGUUUCAUUUAUCGAAUGCUCAAUCAAUCGCUUCGUAAAUUCGAUAGUGAGAAUAUGAUCAAUAUGAGUUUCUUUCUUCGUGAUAUUCAUAUGCAAAUACAAGAAUUACAUCGAAAGCAAGUUAAUAGUUACAAUGGACAACGAUUUUUCGUUUAUCGUGGACAAGGAUUUUCGAAAGUGGAUUUUGAAAAACUUUUGAAAACCAAAGGAGGACUCAUUUCAUUCAAUAGUUUCUUGUCAACUAGUCGAGAUCCAGAAGUAGCACGUCCUUUUGCCAAUGGCGCUAUCGUAGGUACAGACACUGUUGGCGUUUUCUUUCGAAUGUCUAUCGAUCCUACGAUCGUAUCAACUCCAUUUGCUUCCAUUCAAGAAGUUAGCGGUUUCCCAGAAGAAGAAAUUCUUUUCUCUAUGCACGCUGUGUUUCGCGUACAAGAAAUAAAAGAAUCAAAUCACGAAAAUCCGUUGUAUGAAGUCGAACUUGAACUCACAAGUGACGAUAACGAUGAACAGCUUCAUACACUUACUCAAUAUAUGCGGAACAGGACACGAGCUCCAACUGGAUGGAGAAGAUUGGCUACGUUUUUGAUCGAAAUAGACCAAUUGGAAGAAGCUGGAAAAAUGUAUGCACUACUACUUGUACUAAGAUCUAAUGACAGUGAGAAAGCAUUUUAUUGUAACCAGCUUGGUACCAUUAAAGACAAACAAGGUGAUUAUGAGGCAGCACUGUGGUGUUACGAAGAAGCACUUACAACAACAGAAAAAAUUCUUCCUUUAAAUUACGAAUUUUUGGCUACUUGUUAUAACAACAUUGGUGCAGUCUAUGAAAAUAUGAAAGAUUAUUCACAAGCACUUUCACUUUACACGAAAUCAAAUGAGAUUCUACAAAGAAUUCUUCCAGAAAAUCAUCGGAAUAUGGCUGCCUCUUAUAACAACAUUGGCAAUGCUCAUCACCACAUGGGAGAGUACUCGAAAGCAUGUUUAUUCCUUGACAAAGCUCUUGAGAUUUUACAAAAAUCUCUUCCAUCAAAUCAUCCUUUAAUAGGUACAGCUUUUACUAAUAGCUCGUACAUAUACUAUGUAAUGGAAGAUUAUUCCAAAGCUCUUUCUUAUCUCGAACAAGCUCGAGAUAUUUGUACUCGUUCAUUACCUCCUGGUCACAUUCGAUUUCGAACUAUUGAGCGAAGACUUGAAGCGAUCAAACAGAAAUUGGAAAAUCAAAUUUGA